ACUUGGGUCUGAACUAGUUUUGUAAGCAUGUGCCACAAAAUUAGUUAGAUCAGUUUGUCCAACUGUUUGUUAGGUUUAGUCUCAACAAAUCCAUCAGAUUACAGUACCCUGAAAUUUUCACCAUUGUGCUCUGCCUAUUAUUUUCAGUCUGUUUGUGUUUAUGCAGUUCCUUUUAUCUAUUUGGGCAGUAAAAUGAAGUGCUAGUCCAUAGUAACAGCAGAAGGAAAUCUACCAGGUCCAGUAAUUUAUCCAAUCUGAUACAUUUUGCAUUUGUACAAUUCAUCUGUUCGAUUCUAGAAUAUUUUCCUAAACUUCUCAAUAGUUUUGUUUUCAUGUCUAAUUUGUUUGUCAGGUUAAAUGGUUAAUCUUAUAAACACCAGUGCAGUAAUUCUUUAGAUUUUUUAUAUAAAAAUAAGAGAUAUUAACUUCCCGGUUUGAACAAUAUUGGAUCAUAAACUCAUGGUGUCAAAGAAACGGUAUUAGUGGAAUUUUCUGAUCUCCUAACUUAGGAGAGUGCUUCCUUAAAGUUUAAUUGAGAUAUUCAUAAUUUUGUUUUGAUCUACUGUUGUGGUUGGCUCUUACGUGAGAUUGCUUCCGUGAAACUGUACAGUGUGUAUGGUUAUUUUUUUCACAUCUUCUGCUUUGUUCUGUUUAGCUUGAUAUGCACCUUUGCAAACUUCUGAAAUCAUUCUAAUCCAUAAUGACCGAGCAGCCGUAAAUCUUGCCUGUCACCGCUUGUUUUGUUUCUGGUUCUCUUGCAUUAAAAGUUUGUAUUGUUGCCUUUUUGCACCCACCGAAAAUAUAAUUUGAAUGUUUAUUUCUUAGAAAGGAACCUCUUCUGUGAACUCACAUACUCCUAACUUGUGGUGUAUUUCCCUGUUGUUGGGUUGACCAGUUGACCUCACCUGAACCCAAAUAAUUGGCCUAAAAGACAAGAAGUUCAGAUUUAUCCAUUAGUUUGAGAUCCAAAAUAUAAAAUUAAUCAGCCCAUCUCACCAACUGGCCCAGCACAUCAUUGUGCUGCAAUGAUAGACCAUGUACAUGCAGAAAUGAAAUACAUUUUGGAAGAAGCCUGUCGUAAUCGUGCUGAGUUUUAGGGUUUAUUUAAUAUCAUUUGGCCGUAGUAAUCUCGUAGGGUUGCGGUCAUGUGUGGCCGUUUUGUUACUAAAUGCGGAGUAGUUACUUAAGUUGUUGAUUUGGCUAGAUUUUACAGGCCACGGUGCCCGUGUAUGACAUGCAUGGGCUAUUUCAAAAGUAACACAAAAGGCACACUACACUUUCAUGACCCAUAGGAAUGCGUAGUUGUACCAGUUAACAACCAGUAGUUGACAUAGUGUGCUGAUUACUGCUGAAUGUCAGCUAUAAACUUUUCUUUUUGAAAAUUAAAUGGAAGCUGAAGAGAAACGAGCCCAGUAGAUGUUUACGUUUCAAGCACCUCGGUAUUCAAAUUCAUCACACCACCAAGGCUUUCUGUUACCCGCUGGUGAUCAGCUAGAGAUACCAUGGGGAUAUGUGUUGUUUGGUUGGUUCAUCUGGUUUAUAAGGACAAAUUUAAUUGGUGAAAAGUAAUUUGACUUGAGUCCAGUUUCUUACAUCUGCUCCUUUAUGAUUGUGUGAUUUAUCUGUUGAGCCCCAAUACCUCAACUAUGUCACAUAUCUUGUCAAAAGUGAAAUUCCCUACUCAGCCACUAAACCCCAUACCCUUUAUUCUGCCUAGCUGUACAAUGAGUGUUUAAUUUCUUAACUUGAAGCUAAUUUGUCGGUCAUGGUUCACUGUUUAGAAAGGAAUGCCGGCACCGGUUCGAUGUGUGCGCAUUCUUCUGGGCCAUACAUAUUCCAAAAAUUAUGAUGCAAAGUGCUUUGAGUAAAGAGACGGCAUACGACAACUCCUGGAAAGCUAUAACCUGGUGGGCGCAAACUGUACCCCAAUGUUCCACAAAAGGAUUACCAGGAUGUGCAUGUUAAAAGCAAAUGGAACCGAGACAAGACGACUCGAUCGAUCGCCUCUGCCUAUAUCUAUGCCAUGCCGGUGCGUGCCAUCCUAAGCCGAGCUGCACCGCGGACCAGAGAGGCCAAGCUAAAGCUCCCCUCGUGCGCACGCAAGACGCAACUCAUGGAGGUCGGCUCGCUGCAGCACCUGAGCGACAGCUUCUCCUACGGGUGGCUCACGCGCGCCCAGGCGCCGCCGUCCUUCGAGCGCCUCGGGAGCCCGCGCUCCUCCUCCUUCAUGGACGACGACAUGGAAGACGACCCCGAGCUCUUCUCCAUGCGCUGGGCGACCGCGCCGGCGCCGGCAAGCGACUUCUCCUUCGGCCUGCCGCGGCCGGAAGAGCCUCCGUCCCCGAAGAUGCUCGUCGUCAGCGCGAGCCAGAUCUUCCUCCCCUGCUCGGCCGCUGCGCAAGAAGACGCCGAUUGCUUGAUGUUCCGCCGUGCUCUGGACGCGCCGAGCGCGUCGGCAUCGGCAUCGCCUCUGUUCCUCUCGGCGCAGAGCACGCCGGUGUCGAUGAGCUCGUGCUCCAGCGCAAGGAACAGCAGCAAUCGCGCCGGGAGGACUUCGUCUUCGUCGUCGGCGCCGUGGAACAAGGUGCUGCUGAGGUGCCUGCGGAUCCUGAUGCCGCUGUACAGGAAGGUGAAGGCGCUCGCGCCGAGGCACAGGGUCGCGCCGGCGGCAACGGCAGCCAUGGCGAGCCCGGCGCGCGGCGUCGAGUGGUGCCACGGCAAUGCCGACACGGCCGUCCGCGACGCCAUCCUCUACUGCAAGAAGUCCAGCGGGCAGGGUGUAUUGCCAUGAAAGGAUCGAGAUUAAUAAUUGAUCGCAGGCCAGUUGUUCUACAUGAGUUAUAAAUGCGAGCCCGUCAGCGAGAGCUUGAUAGGAUCUUUGUGCUGCCUCGUCUCGACCAAGUUCUUUGUAUUUCUUUCUGUUCUUCAAUGCCUUGGUGUGCAUAUAUGACAGUGCUAUUACAGUACGGUGUACAUGAUGUUUGCUUAAACCCUCUUGUGAAUAACCCGUUCUCGUGUCUUUGGAUGGGCUCUGUCUUCCAUUUGCGCAUCGAGACCCUUUUCCUUUCUCGA
Messenger RNA from Brachypodium distachyon (stiff brome), 3072 nucleotides. RefSeq lists its product as uncharacterized. The transcript has 3 exons. Bases 2024 to 2791 code for a protein of 255 amino acids. NCBI's taxonomy places the organism in Eukaryota, Viridiplantae, Streptophyta, Magnoliopsida, Poales, Poaceae. The record is from RefSeq and is a predicted model, not a curated record.